Molecule: messenger RNA, 4408 nt
Organism: Purpureocillium takamizusanense
Lineage: Eukaryota; Fungi; Ascomycota; Sordariomycetes; Hypocreales; Ophiocordycipitaceae
Exons: 4
Coding region: 1089-4214 (1041 amino acids)
Biological process (GO): calcium ion transmembrane transport; intracellular calcium ion homeostasis
Cellular component (GO): plasma membrane
Molecular function (GO): ATP hydrolysis activity; ATP binding; P-type calcium transporter activity
Source: RefSeq, a predicted model, not a curated record
GGAGGGAUGGAGCUCGACAGGUCAACUCUGGCACCCGCACUUUGUGUCAAAUGUCGGGUUCCAGAAGGUCUCUGGCGUUCGUUUGAACUGCGCGAGAUGGUCGUCACACUUGGCCACGAGCAGGGACGACGACGACGUACGCCAACACCCUCGGCCGGAUAGCCAGCCGCCCGUUCCCUCCGCCGCCGCCGCCAAAGCGGGCAAGUCGGACUGCCUUUGACUGACGGGAGAAGGAGGAUGCGAUGAUGACACACGAGACAAAGGCGAUUGUCCAGAUCCCACCCCUACCAGCCAGCCGGGCUACCUCCUCCCCAGCCGCCACAACGGAGACCAAGCUCCUGCCAGAACCCAAUCUCGACGAUCCCCUCACGAUGCUGUUCUUGGCACUUCUCCUACAGUGGGGUGCCCGCUCUUGGAAGAGGCAAGGCCAGUGGAAGUGUCCUCUGGCGCCUCCCCCGCAGCAAGGCUGGCCGGCUGCCGCACUAAUUAUACGUUUACUGUACUUCGCACCUCUCACGGCCAAGUACUGCCCUGGUGAGGCCAGGCCCUGAAUCUCGGGCUGCAGGCUGCCCGAUCCAGGCUGCAAACAUGAGAUAGGUAUCUUGGAAAAGGGGCAGGAUACGGUAGGGGCAGAGGCUGCAUGGCCUUGUAGAUGCGGCCGCUUGCUGUGCGUGUGAGUGCCCGAGCCCGUGGGGUACACGGUCAAAGGCCCGGUGGGAAAGAACGUCGCUCCUUCUAUCGUUACUUCCGCUUUCCGCUUUACCCGUGGUUAGCCACAGAGCAUCGUCGUUUCUUGUCGUUCGCUCCUGCCUUCAAGUCUUGGCUCGCCCUCAAAUACAGCCCGGCCCAGCCUCCUCCCUCUACUCCACCCUCUCUCUUCCUUCCCUCUUCCUCUCACCACCAGGCCUCACUCGCCUCUCCAGACCCAAACCUUUCCGUUUCUGCAACGCGUUCAGGAGUACCAAGCUACGCUCGGUACCUCGUCUUGCACUUCGUUCCCUCUCGUACUCCAGGUUCCCGCAAAACAUCCCCCCCAGCGUCCUCGCUCGCGUACCAAGCCCGCACGGCGGCUCGCGCAUACACGUUCGAUGGGAGAAACUGUCGAUUCUAGUACGAAUGGUGCACAACACGCCAGCUCCUCUGCGAACUCGUCGGCCCUUGGCGGCGCCGGCCAGGACGACCAGCCUCCUAUAGCGGAGCCCAAGCCGCCCGACAUAGUAUACAGCACCGUAGAUGAAAAGUCAUUCGCAGCUCCAGCCAUAGCAAGGCCGGCCUGCUCGCACACCUUCUCGGCGCAGGACAUCGCCGACCGCCUCGGCACUGACGCCGAACAUGGUCUGAGUCCCGACGAGGCCGCCGCCCGGCUUGCCUGGGACGGCCCGAACGCCAUUGCAGGGGCCAAGGGGCCUUCCCUCUGGGAGCUCUUUGUCCAGCAGGUCGCCAAUGCCCUGACCGUUGUUCUCAUCGCCGUCGCCGGCCUUUCGUUUGCAAUUAGCGACUACAUCGAGGCCGGCGUCGUCGUCUUUGUCAUCGUUUUGAACAUUGUUGUUGGACUUUGGCAAGACUUCAAGGCAGAACAGACUAUCCAGUCGCUCUACGCGCUCUCCACGCCAAAUUGCAAGGUCGUACGUGGAGGUCGCGACGAGACCAUCAAGGCCGAGACACUUGUCAAAGGCGAUCUCGUCUCGCUGGUGACUGGCGAUGUUAUCCCCGCCGACCUGCGCCUCGUACAGGGCAUCAACAUCUCUACCGACGAGUCUCAUUUAACGGGCGAAUCCGUGGCCAUCAGCAAGAAGCCCGAUGCCGUUUUCACGGAUCCCGACAUGCCUGUGGGUGACCGCGUCAAUCUCGCCUUCUCCGGCAGUUCUGUUACUCGCGGUCGCGCCACCGGCAUCGUCAUCGCAACUGGAAUGGAGACCGAGGUCGGCCAAAUCGCAGAGAUGCUGCGCAAGAAGAAAAAAGAGAAGGACGGUAACAACCCCGCGUUCAAAGCGUUGUAUAGCGUCUACCAGACUCUUCGUAACUUGCUUGGUUUGGAGGGCACUCCUCUGCAGGUCACGCUUAGCAAGUUUGCCCUGCUUCUCUUCGGGCUCGCCGUGCUGUUGGCCGUCGUCGUCUUCAGUGUCAGCCUUUGGCACAUUACCGACGAUAUUCUUUUGUAUGGAAUAUGCGUUGGUGUUGCCGUGAUCCCCGAGUCGCUGCUGGCCGUCUUGACGGUUACCAUGGCCGUUGCCACCAGAGCCAUGGUUAAGGGGCAUGUCAUAGUGCGACAGAUGCCCUCCCUCGAGGCCGUCGGCGGUGUCACCAACAUCUGCUCGGACAAGACGGGAACACUCACCCAAGGGCGAAUGAUUACACGCAAGGUGUGGCUGCGAGACGACCUGACCGGUUCCGUCAAGGACACCAGCGACCCCUACGACCCGGGCAGCGGCACCGUUUCCUGGUCCGGACCCCUCGCCGAUAGCAUUCUCGACGCGUUUCUCACUACUUUGACGCUGUGCAACAACGCAGCGGUCACGGAUGGCAAAAAAGAGCCCGAGACAGACUCUAGCAGUGUCACAACGGCCAUGGAGCCCGCGGUUUGGAAGGCAAUCGGCGAGCCCACCGAGAUUGCCCUCAAAGUGUUCGCCAUGCGGUAUGGCCGAUAUAAGACGUCCACUGACAGCCUGAUCGCGGAACACCCUUUCGACUCUUCUUGCAAGCUCAUGAGUGUCGUAUACGGAAGCCCCCUUGACAUUGAGCGCAAGGUACACACCAAGGGUGCUGUCGAGGUCAUGCUUCCGAGGCUCGAUGAGAGCAGUGCACUAAAGAAGAGGAUACACGACAAAGCCGAGGAACUCGCCUCCCACGGGUUGCGCGUGCUCUGCAUAGCCGACAAGCUGAUGCAGGGAACUCCCGCGGACUUUGAGGACAGAGCCAAAGUCGAGUCUAACCUGCGCUUUCUCGGCCUGGCUGGUCUUUACGAUCCGCCACGUCCCGAGACUGCUGGAGCCGUGCGUCAAUGUCGAGAAGCGGGGGUCACCGUUCAUAUGGUGACUGGAGAUCACAUCAAGACGGCCACGGCCAUAGCAUACGAAGUGGGCAUCUUGUCGAAGCAUGCUCCCCUCGCACUAAAUACAGUCAUGUCCGCGUCCGACUUUGGCGCGUUGACCGACGAGGAAAUUGAUGCCAUGGACGCGCUCCCGAUCGUCAUCGCGCGAUGCAGUCCCUUGACAAAAGUUAGGGUUAUCCAAGCACUACAUCGUCGUGGUGCAUUUUGUAUCAUGACAGGCGACGGAGUCAAUGACUCGCCAGCGCUUAAGCAGGCAGAUGUCGGCAUCGCCAUGGGAGACCGCGGCAGUGACGUCGCCAAGGAGGCGUCGGACAUGGUGCUGACAGACGACAACUUCGCCUCAAUCGUGACAGGCAUCAAGGAGGGUCGGCGGCUUGCCGACAAUAUCCAGAAAUUCCUGUUACACCUGCUCACGUCCAACUUGGCCCAGGUCAUAUUACUUCUUAUUGGUCUCGCAUUCAAGGAUGACGAAGGUGUGCCUGUGUUUCCCUUAUCUCCGCUGGAGAUCCUAUGGGCCAACCUCGUCACGUCGUCCCCACUUGCGCUUGGUCUUGGUCUCGAGGAAGCUCAGCUGGAUAUCCUCCAGCGACAGCCUCGACCACUCAAGUUUGGCGUGUUCACCCUAGAGUUGGUGCGCGACCAGCUCGUGUACGGAACUUUUAUGGGGUCAUUGUGCCUUGCAGCCUUCAUGCUCGUUGCCUACGCGGCUUCGGGCUAUGGAUUCCACCCCCUUCCACAUGGCUGCAAUGACGGCACAGCAGUUGGAGUCUGCUCUGAUGUGUACCGCGCUCGCGCUACCACGUUUGCGACGCUGAGUUUUCUUCUCCUGAUCACUGCAUGGGAAGUAAAGCACUUUCGACGAAGCCUCUUUGCUAUGGACGAGCGGUGGUCGGGGCCCUUUUCGAUAUUCAAAACUGUCUACCACAACCGCGUCCUGUUCUGGGCCGUUGCUGGUGGGUUUGUUCUCACGUUCCCCUUGGUAUACAUUCCUGGUUUGAACACAAUUGUGUUCAAGCACCAGGGCCUGUCCUGGGAAUGGGGCGUGGUGUUUGGCUGCGUUGUGGUUUACGUCGCCCUUAUUGAGGGUUGGAAGGCGGUCAAGAGGAGCAUGCGGUUGGGCGAGGACUGGCGCUGGGCAAGGAAGGGUGCGGACAACGUCUAGUUGCUGACCUGCCAGUUCAAGCCUCAGUGGGCAAUGGCAGGGGAGUGCGGAGGAGAAGACUAUCGUGAAGCAUACAGGUUGCUAGGUGGUGGAGUGGAUGCGGGGACAGGUUUUAGGAUAUUGGAUCUUACAGUAACAAUGUCUAGCUAGCAUGCGUACUAUUAGUAUCCUCGAGCAAAUGAAUUUUCCUGUCC